Molecule: messenger RNA, 2181 nt
Organism: Penicillium riverlandense
Lineage: Eukaryota; Fungi; Ascomycota; Eurotiomycetes; Eurotiales; Aspergillaceae
Product: tryptophan synthase
Exons: 3
Coding region: 1-2181 (726 amino acids)
Biological process (GO): L-tryptophan biosynthetic process
Cellular component (GO): cytoplasm
Molecular function (GO): tryptophan synthase activity
Source: RefSeq, a predicted model, not a curated record
AUGGAAGCAAUCAAGCAAGUCUUUGCAAAAUGCAAAGAACAACACCGUGCAGCACUAGUGACGUAUGUCACUGCCGGAUAUCCUACCAUGGAAGAGACACCAGAGAUCAUGCUAGCGAUGCAAGCUGGUGGUGCAGAUAUAAUCGAGCUUGGCAUUCCAUUUACCGACCCCAUGACCGACGGCAUCACCAUCCAACGCUCAAAUUCUCAGGCCCUACAAAACGGCGUUCGUAUCCCCUCUAUGCUGCAGAUGGUUCAAGAUGCACGGAAACAGGGGCUGCGCAUACCCGUUCUCUUCAUGGGCUAUUAUAACCCCAUCCUUGCGUAUGGCGAGGAGAAGCUAUUGCGUGACUGUCGUUCUUCAGAUGUGAAUGGUUUCAUUGUCGUUGAUCUUCCGCCGGAGGAGGCAGUGCGUUUUCGAAAUCUGUGUAAGCGGGAAGGACUAUCAUACAUCCCGCUCGUGGCACCCUCUACCACAGACGCGCGCAUGAAGAAGCUCUGUGGCAUCGCAGACUCCUUUGUUUACGUUGUGUCCCGGAUGGGGGUUAGUGGUGCUUCAAAGACACUGGAUCAGGGCUUGAGCCACCUUCUCGACCGUGUGCAUAAAUACUCAGGCAAUGACGUUCCUGCCGCUGUUGGGUUUGGAAUCAGUACGCGCGAGCACUUUGUGCAGGUGUCUCAGAUUGCCGAGGGUGUGGUUAUCGGCAGUCAGAUUAUCAAUGUCCUGGAGAAGGCGGCUGCUGGGACCGGAGCUGAGAGAGUCAAAGAGUAUUGUCUUCAUGUAACCGGGCGCAAAGAGGACAGGCCUACCGAGUCUAUCUUAUUGGAAAAGAGUCUAUUAGGUACACCAGCAGCAUUCUCACCAGCAUCUUCUGCUGCACCGUCUUUUACUACCGACGGAGGAUCAGACGAUAUCACCACCACUGGUAGUUUGACAGAUAUGCAUACACGAUUCGGGCAGUUCGGCGGCCAAUAUGUUCCCGAAGCUCUGAUGGAGUGUCUCACCGAGCUCGAAAACGGCUUCCAAGCAGCACAGGCAGACCCGGCUUUCUGGGACGAGAUUCAAUCCUACGCAGCAUACACGAAUCGACCAUCCUCGCUGCAUCUAGCCCCCCGUCUGACGGAGCACGCAGGCGGAGCACGCAUCUGGCUCAAACGCGAGGACUUGAAUCACACAGGCAGCCACAAGAUCAACAACGCCCUAGGUCAGAUUAUACUGGCACGCCGACUGGGCAAAACGGCCAUCAUCGCCGAGACAGGCGCGGGCCAACACGGCGUAGCAACCGCAACGCUAUGCGCGCGGCUCGGGCUGAAAUGCACCAUCUUCAUGGGUGCUGAAGAUGUCCGGCGGCAGGCACUGAACGUCUUUCGCAUACGCCUGCUGGGAGCCACCGUCGUUCCAGUGGCGGGCGCCCAUCCCGGCGAGGGCGGCACCCUCCGCGACGCUGUGAACCAGGCUUUCCGGACGUGGGUGACGGAGCUAGAAACGACGCAUUUUGUCAUCGGCUCUGCCUUCGGUCCGUAUCCUUAUCCGACUAUCGUGCGCACAUUCCAGUCUGUUAUUGGGACGGAGACGCGCGCUCAGUUCCAGGAACAGGCUGGUGCAGGCCGGCUGCCCGAUGCCGUGGUUGCGUGUGUCGGCGGCGGCUCGAAUGCAUCGGGCAUGUUUGCUCCUUUCCUGGAGGAUCCUUCCGUGGCACUCAUUGGUGUCGAAGCUGGUGGCUCGGGAUCCGAGCCGGGCUGUCAUUCUGCGACGCUGGGGCGUGGGUCUGUUGGUGUUCUACACGGUGUGCGUACGUACGUUCUUCAGGAUGAAGACGGGCAGAUCACGUCUACGCAUUCCAUCUCUGCGGGUCUGGAUUACCCGGGUGUUGGGCCGGAGUUGGCUAGCUGGAAAGAUGCUGGGAGGGCAAGGUUCAUCGCUGCUGAUGAUAAUGAUGCGCUCGAUGCGUUCCGGUUGUUGAGUGAGACGGAGGGCAUCACGCCUGCUUUGGAGAGCGCCCAUGCCGUGGCUGGGGCGGUGCGUAUUGCGAGAGAACUUGGCCCAGGGAAAGAUGUCGUUUUGUGUUUGAGUGGAAGGGGAGAUAAGGAUGUGCAGACUGUGGCGGCCAUGUUGCCGUCAUUGAUGAUGGGGCCCGAUGAGGCAAAAGAUGGUAUCUCUGUAGUCGGUGGAGUACUAUAG